This is a messenger RNA of Pseudoliparis swirei, 972 nucleotides long. RefSeq names its product carbonyl reductase 4 (gene cbr4). Gene Ontology annotation, molecular function: oxidoreductase activity, acting on the CH-OH group of donors, NAD or NADP as acceptor; quinone binding. The record is from RefSeq and is a predicted model, not a curated record. Lineage: Eukaryota; Metazoa; Chordata; Actinopteri; Perciformes; Liparidae. The transcript has 6 exons. The coding region runs from base 131 to 871 and encodes 246 amino acids. Gene Ontology annotation, biological process: fatty acid biosynthetic process.
ACCAACAUGGCGGCGCCCAGCUGAACCAGUCGACCCGUCUCCGGAGGAGCAGCUCGGUUCACCGGACGGACAGCAGCAAGUAUUCAGAGUUCUUCUUCUUCUCUCUUGUCCGCCGGGCCUCGGCGCCAUCAUGUCCCGGCUGGCGGUGGUGUUUGGAGGCUCGCGGGGCAUCGGGGGGGCGGUGGCCCGCCUGCUGGCCCAGAGGGGCUGCAGGGUGGCCGUGGUCUCCAGGAACCAGGAGGCGGCCCGGACCGCCAUGGGGUCUCUACCUGGAGGCGGCCACGUGGCUCUGGGCUGCGACGUCUCCGACCAGCAGGAGGUCCAGAGGAGCUUCGAGGAGAUCCAGAAGACCUGCGGAGACAUCUCGUACCUCGUGAACGCCGCCGGCGUCAACAGGGACGCUCUGCUGCUGAGGACCAGGCCGGAGGACAUGGUGUCGGUGCUGCACACCAACCUGCUGGGCAGCAUGUUGACCUGCAGGGCGGCGCUGCGGAGCAUGCUGCGCACCCCGGGAGCCGCCAUCGUUAACAUCGGCUCCGUGGUGGGCCUGAGGGGCGGAGCCGGCCAGUGUGUGUACAGCGCCAGUAAAGCCGGCCUGCAGGGCUUCACGCUCUCUCUGGCCAGAGAAGUGGCUUCACGGGACGUCAGAGUCAACCUGCUGGCUCCAGCCCCGCCCCCUCUCGCCCCUCCAGGCUUCAUCCGCACCGACAUGACCUCCGGGCUGACGGAGGCGGUGGCGGCGCGCUCGGUGCCGUUGGGGCGGUUCGGCGAGCCGGAGGAAGUCGCCCGGGCCGCCCUCUUCCUGCUGGAGUCGCCCUACGUCACCGGACAGGUGCUGGUGGUGGACGGAGGUCUGCGGCUGGCCGUGUAGGGGGAGGAGACUCCUGUGAGGGGGAGGAGCCUCUAGUUUCUUCUUCAUUUUUUUUCUUUACGAGCCAGAAGAUGAUAAAAAAUUAAAAAAAUUAUCUAGCA